This is a messenger RNA of Bursaphelenchus xylophilus (pine wood nematode), 9538 nucleotides long. Lineage: Eukaryota; Metazoa; Nematoda; Chromadorea; Rhabditida; Aphelenchoididae. The record is from the annotation of a GenBank genome assembly.
AUGCUGGCUGUAAACGUAAUUAUGGGGUUUUACAUCAAAAAACUAAGCAAAGCACACGAAACUCAUAAUUAAAUUUAUGAUGGAUGCAAAACAGUUCAUGCAGCUGUUUCUUUGUUUCUAUGACAACAAGAUCCGCCUUCAGACGAACAUGUUUUGCAGCAAAAUAGUAAUGAUACAAUCUUCAGGUAACGGCCACAGACAAGAGUUGCGGGGGCCGCGAAGAAGACCUUGUCUACACCAUCCAGCAAAGACCUCAUGAUCUCCCCGCCUUCAGAUUAGAACCCCAUUCGGGCGAGUUAUGUCUACUCAAAGAUCUUGACUUCGAACAACAGCAAAGUUUCCAACUCACCGUUCUCGCCAGCAGCCAAAGUAGGUGCCACGGUCAGCAUUGUGCAAGUGGACCGGCUAUGAAAACAAUCUAGCUAAAAAUAAGUGUGAAAGUGUAAAUGGGAAGGAGAAAUCGACACGCAACCGUGUCUUUUUCUAUCUCCGAUGUAGAGAAAAUAACUUUCUAGGGACACAAGCGAAUAAUGCACCUGUUGAGGCGAUUCUAAAUUAUUUACACUACCGGAAUCUCUCAUCCCUCUAUAAUUACCUGGGAUACGUCAAGAAGGCGUUAAUUACACAUCUCUCUUGCAGACCAGAAGACGGCAACGGCAUUGGUGAAUGUCUACGUCCAAGAUCUGAAUGAUAAUUUCCCGGAGUUUGCACCUCUUCAUUAUUAUACUUUCAUCAGCAAGGAACUCAAAGCCAAUACAACCUGGCCGUUGUUACAAGUCAACGCCUAUGACAAGGAUAAUGGCGAGUUCGGAGAGUUGGUCUACAGUUUGGUGGACUCUAUGGAAAGGGCAUUUAAGUUAGACCCGAAUACUGGAAUGCUUUAUUAUGCAAAGGAACUGGGUCAAAACAUUUGGAAAAAGAAAUAUCUCGAACUUAAGGUGAUUGCCACAGAUGGAGGGCGCCUACAAAGCAAGGAAAGUGUAAGUUUCGUACAACAUUAAUAAAAAAGUUACAUUUCAGGCCAUAAUUCACAUUACUCUCAAUGAUUCCAAGUAUUGUCCGUCCUUUUCUCAGAGGAUAUACGAAUUCGAAGUUACCGAGGAUAUACUUCCGGGUAUCGCAUUUGGAGUUCUGAAGGCUGAAGGUGCCUCGAUUGUGAAUAUAAAGGCAUCAGAUGACAAAGAACCCGACUAUUUUCAUCUGGAACCAUCAUCAGGAAGACUCUCCGUCCUAAGAGACAUCUCCGAAAAAGAGGUUUAUUACCUUACAAUCGAAGCUAUAUCGUCUGCCGGUUGUUCCGGCUAUGCCCAAGUCAAGGUUGUUGUAGAAGAUGUAAACAAUCACACGCCCGAGUUUGAUGCAGACCAUCUUGAAGUCACGAUCCCCGAGAAUUACCCUAUCCACACCAACUUCUUCUCCGUUCGAGCUCAUGACAAAGACCGUAAUGAGGUAAAACGCUUGGUUAAAACAGAACAAAAAGCAUUUUAGAACGGCCGAGUGACCUACGAACUCAUGUCCAGUCAUCCUCCCUGCCCAAUUAUAGUCCAGCCACUCACUGGGCAGACCAUUCUAGCCGCUCCUUUGGAUUACGAGACAGUAAAACAAUACGAAUUAGUCAUCCGGGCUCAAGAUCAAGGGAUCCCGGCAUUAAGUGCGAGUAUAAAUAUCACACUUAAAGUACUCGAUGUCAACGACAACCCUCCAGAGUUCAAGAGUAAUCUUUACAAGGCCGAGGUGAGUGAAUCAUAUUUAAAAACAAAACCGUUUAAAUACUCGAGAAUUAUAGAUAGCGGAGAACACAGCUGUGAUGACAACAGUACUCAAAGUAGAGGCCAGUGAUAAGGACAGUGGAAGCAAUGGGAAGAUAAAGUAUCGGAUAGUAAACAAGAUGCCCUCGGCUUUCGAAAUUAACGCUCUCACUGGGGAAAUAUUCCUGAAGAAGGCGAUAGACAGGGAACAACAUGCUGAUUACUCGUUUGUGGUCUUAGUGGCUGAUAUGGGGACUGUAAGCAGUAUAUUCUAAAAAGUAUAUCUAUUCAUUUAGCCUUCCUUGGAAGCCAAUGCGUCAGUGCAUAUUAAAGUUCUGGACAUAAACGACAACAGCCCUAAUUGCUCGACCAUUAAACCCCUCGAAAUAAAAGAAAAUGAAAUUAGAAAUAUUAUUGGCAAAAUCGAGGCCAAGGACCCGGAUUAUGGCCCCAAUGGUACAGUGACCUAUAGAAUCCAGAGACAUAACGAAUACUUCGAUGUGAAAGACAGCGGUAAGAGAGCGAAACAUAAAAUAAUCUUGUACAGGUCAUGUUACCCUCAAGAAAAGGCUUCCCUCAAAUCUGGAGGGUUACGGUAUCUUUGUCAUCGCUGAGGAUCAUGGCCCUCUCCCACGAGCUGUAGUGUGUCAGGUGAGAAUAAACGUGGUAAAAGAGAUCUCUCACGUUGUAAUCUUGGAUCCCGUGGAUUCGUUGAUCAAAUUAGACCCAGCUUGUGGAGUUGGCUGUCAAUUGGCAAGGAUUAAUGUGAGCAAUGUGCAGAGAUGGGAACUCCAGAACAGUCACAUUUCACAAUACUUCAAGAUCGAGGACGGAGUUUUGAAGAUAGACAAGAACAUAGAAGACGAAAAUCUUUUCGUAACCCCCCAACAGGUGGUAGUGAACAUGUUUGACCAGCAGAAUAACCGAAAACAACUCUCGUUCACCAUCAAGAAGUGGCUGAGGGUGGUUAAUCACGAACAUACGAACACAAUCCGCGUUUCCGAGAGAUUAUUACCCGGCACUAAAGUUGUAUCCGGAGGCGGGACCUUGGAACAUUGCUAUUAUACACUGGAACAAAGCAUGCGAGAGGUUAGAAUAUUCAUGAUAAUAGCACUACAUAAAAGUUAUGAUAAUAUAAUGGAGGUAUUUUUACAGACAUUUGACUUGAAUCCGAUCACUGGUGACGUCUACUUGACAACUCGUCUAAAUUACACCGAAAUGCCCUCGUAUAGCCUCAAACUGACUCGUCAUAACAUCCUGACUCCAGAUCUGCUUCAAUCCACUCUAAUUGUAGAUGUGGAAGAUGAGAAUCUGCAUUCCCCCAGAUUCUCCCAGCCUUCUUACCUCUUCUCAGUAAUGGAGGAUAUUUCUAUUGGCUCUGUGAUUGGCCGGGUUUAUGCCUCUCAUCAAGAUGACAACAAAACCCUGACUUUCAGAAUAAUCGGGGAGAAUGAUUACUUUACGGUGGAUGAAAGCAAUGGCGAGAUUUAUGUAAAAUCUGGAUUGGAUUUCAUAAAAGAUCCGAGGCAUCAUCUGGUGGUGGAAGUCCUUGAUACUCCAUCCAAUCUCGGGAACCGACGGAAUAAUAAAUGUAUUGUGAUAGUGGAGGUGACAGAUACAAACAACCACGCACCGCUCUUUGUAUCUGCUCAGAAUACUACUCUCAUCUUGGAUCCCAUGAUUUCCUCUGUCCCUUUCCAUUACUUUGUGGCUACGGAUGGGGAUUCUGGGGAUUUUGGGAAGGUCCGAUACUCGAUUGUGCAUGGGAACAAACCACAAUUCUUCAAUUUAAAUCCAGAAACAGGUAAGAAAUAUAAAAUAAAGUCAUUUAUUUACAAUAUUAUAUAAUUUAGGAGAAUUAUCGGUGAUUCAUCGACCAGAUUCCUCGAUCAAAUUAACGGUGAGGGCAGCUGAUUUGGACCCUAUUUCCCCAAGAUACGUAGACCAAAUCUUCUCCAUCGAUGUCAAACAGUCUGAUUCCCAGUGGUUUUUCUUUUCCAAAUCUGUAAAUGAAGUUACGGUAACCCCGGAGAUGAAGAAAGGAGCGAUUCUACUCGAUUUUGGGAGAAAGAUUAAAAGUAAAGAAGGGUUGAAGUUGACAUUAUUUUGUGUCUGCAUAUUUUUAAUUUAUAUUAAUUUAGGCAACUCUCUGUUCUUCAAAUUGAUACCCCAGACAGAAAAAAACUUUGUCAUCGAUGAGCUGAGCGGGGUUUUGGCUCUGAAUACCGAUCAAUUUAUACAAAAGUCACACAGUUUGGCAGGUGAGGAUUAAUUAAUUUUUAAGUUUCUCCAAAAUUUGAUGACAUAUACUUAUUUUUAGUAUAUGUUUUGGACAAGAUAACCAAUAAAUCGGACACGACAUCAGUUGUGAUCAGGACCCCAUCUCCCUCCAAUGGCCCCAAAAUUUCAGCGCUUACUUGUGGCCAAAUCUCGGUUAUCGAAAAUCGAGAUUUUGAUGUCUUAACAAAAGUUGUGGCCACUAUUAAUGGCGACUCAUCCGAAGAAAUAAGAUACAGUAUUGUUGGAGGGUCAGGAGGAAGUCAUUUCAAGAUUGAUGAGGUCACUGGAGUCAUCUCAGCGACACGUUUGGAUCGGGAGAUUCAAGAUGAACAUAUCUUGGUGGUUUCGGCCUCGGAUCAGCAGACCCCCAAGAGAGUUGACGUCUGCACCAUCACGAUUCAUGUUCUGGAUGAGAAUGAUAACGCCCCCAAUUUUCUCAAGAAUUCAUCGAUCAUAUUUACAAUCAGCGAUAAACAUAUGCCUGGGGCCAUUAUUGGAAGAGUGGAGGCGACAGAUUUGGACUCGGACCUAAAUGGGAAAGUGUGGUACAAACUGAGCACUGAUGAAAGUGGAAUGCUCGACAUUAUGCCUCAAACUGGAGAGAUCGUCUUCGCUAGGUGAGCUGGGCAAGGAAUGCACAGUGUAAAUUCUUUUCACCAAGGAAGCACCGACCUGCACUGUGCAAUUGUCGUUAUUUUUGUACUAUGCAAAUUUUCGUAACAACACAAAUUGUACUGUGCAGUUUUCCAUUCGCAGAUCUUUUCAAUGAAUCUGAGAUUCACGCGAUCUUCCGUGCUGGUGAGGAAAAAAAUUUACUCUCGCGCCGUAAGGCCUGCACAAUUUGCACAGUGCGUUUUUGUCUUUUUUGCCUCACACGCCGCUGUAGACUUCCCGUUUACAUUAAUGACAUGCACUUUUCUGCGAGCUCAGCCCAACGACGUCGGCAAAAAAAUCGACGGACUCACUAUGGGCGAGUAAAGACUAGCAAAAUGUAAAAUCAGCUGUAUUUUUUAGAAAUCUCCCAUUUACAAGUCUCGGGUGGGAAGCUACAGUAAUCGCGGAAGAUCUUGGUAUCAGCAAAACGAUGCAUUCCACUGAAACGAUUACAAUAAAGUGGGAGAGGAAGUCGAUAAAAAUAGAUGAGAUCGAUGAGGUCCAGUUUUUGAGGCAUAAUUAUACUGCUACAGUCAUGGAAGGCCUUCCAAAAGGAACAUUUGUCACCCAGGUAGGCCAAAAUAAAUAAAUAAAAAAGAUCUCAGUUGGAAAGUACGGAUACCUUCAUGCCGAUCAAUAAAGUGACCUAUGGAAUCAUCUCCGGAAACCAUGACACUGCGUUUGCUAUCGAUGAGUUGGGAGUUCUGAAAACGGCGCAAGUUCUGGACAGCGAGAUCCGCCCUUUUUAUGUUCUAAAAUUGGUGGCCAAAGGCAAUUUCCGAGUGCUUCCUGAGUGUUUUGUCACCAUCAGAGUGAUCAAUGUGAACGAUAAUUCGCCGAUGUUCUCUCCUCCUCUGAGUCAGCACAUUGAAGAAGAUCUGCCCAUCGGAUCUUUGGUAAUGUCAGUCCGAGCUCGUGAUGCUGAUCCUGAUUCCUUCCUGGAAUACGCCUUAUCCCCGCCCACAGAGUUCUUCCAUUUGAAUCGAAUAACCGGAGAGAUUCUACUUCUGAAAGAACUAGAUUACGAGACUCAGACAGAACACGUGCUCAACAUCCAUGCCUAUGAUGGAGAGCACACUGUCUUCACAGAAUUCACCAUCAAACUCAUCGAUGUGAAUGACAAUGCUCCAAAGUUUACCAAUGAUCUGUUCGAGUUUAAUGUGGGGGAAGAUACACGACAAGGAAGCGCGAUUGGAAGAAUAAGUGCGAUGGAUGCGGACUCGGAAGAGUUCGGGAGACUGCAUUAUUCGAUCAUUGAAUCCCAAAGUUUGAUCGCUCUGGAUGGGGAUUCUGGAAUCGUGACGUUAAUAAAGCCCCUAAGGAAGAUGGAGACCGUCUUCAUGACUGUUCAAGUGAGCAUUUCAGUCGUAAUCACACGCUUAAUUCCAGGCCCGUGACUUCGGCAGUCCCCCUUUGUUAUCCCUCUCCACAAUCCGCCUUUCCGGGGCUCCUCGAACCAACAGAAAUCCCCCAAAGUUCCAGAAGAACGAGUCAAAAUUCAUGGUUUCCGAGGACUUUCCCUUGUAUCUUCCCUUUGGCCACAUUCCAGUUUCACAGGAUUCCAAUACUUUACUCGAAUUUAAUAUUAUCAGCGUUGAUGGACAACCCCUGCCGUUUAAAAUAUUGCCAAAUGGAAAUAUUUGUCUGACCAAGGCGUUGGAUUACGAGAAAAAGAAAAGUUUUAACGCCGAGAUCUCGGUCAAGAAUGCAUUUGAGCCAGAAAACUCGAGAAACACGGCCUUGUCCAAGAGCAAUCUCUACAUUUCGGUGGCUGAUGCCAAUGACAAUGACCCUGUUAUCGAUGAGAAAUCUAAAAAUAUUGUUGUUCAUGUGAAUGAGAGGAUAGAAAAAGGAACUGUAGUGGCGAAGUAAGGACCUUAUUUCAUGAUAAGUUCAAAAUAUUUUUUUAGAAUUGAGGCCAACGAUAAGGAUGAUGCCGAUAAUUCGAAGCUAGGUUUCUAUAUCCUGGCUGGGAAUGACCCCCCAAUGUUCUCAAUAAAUCAAACUUCUGGAGAUUUAAUAUUCGAAAAGUGGUACGAUGAGAGAUUCCUGGAGAGUGGAUCCUCCUCCGAUUUGCAAGAGAGUUUAUCAGUGAUUGUGACUGAUAACGGGGCCAAUAAGAGAUGGAUUGCCACCGAUGUAAAGAUCGUUUUGUCCUUUGAUGAUUGGUCCGGCUCUGGCCCUAUAUUCCCGGUUCCGUUCUACAAAGUUUUUGUGCCUGAAGCUACUUCUAAGGGGUCUACUUUAUUGAGAGUGAAGCCAGUCAACAGAUUAGGAUUACAUGAUGACUCUUGGCGAUACGAAAUAAUCAAUAAUGACGAGAUAUUCUCGAUAAACGAGACGACUGGAAGCAUAUAUCUAAGUGGGGAGCUCGAUUACGAACUGCAUAAUGAAUAUGAAUUUGUGGUGAUCGCAAAAGAUCAAAGACAAAGGUCUGCCAAGAUACCUGUUUACAUAGCCGUCUUUGGCGUCGACGAGAACGCCCCUAUCUUUACUAUGCCAUUUUAUGAGUUUUAUGUAAGUGUAAAAGUAGCAACGCUAUAGUUAAUAUCAUUUUAGGUGUCUUGGACAACGUUAGUUGGUCAAGAAAUUGGAAGAGUCGAAGCUGUCGAUGCAGACAAAGGAAUCCACAGUAAAGUUGUAUAUUCAUUGGACGACAAGCUUGUGAAAUCAAUCGUAAUCGACCCAAAUUCUGGAAUCUUAACAUUAAAAGAGCCUCUGGCCAGGCUGAACAAUCAUUCAGUUGAGGAAAUCACCGUAAUCGCCUCAUCCAGUCCCCUCCAGUUCUCCAAAUCGAAGAUCACAUUACACUUUAUGGACUCCACAGAUGUCUUAUAUUCAAUCCAAAACAGCCUUCCUCAUCUAAAUCGUCUUAUUCUGGGGAUCGGAGCCAGUUUUGUCUUCUUGAUUAUCGUCUUGUUGAGUGUGAUGUUAUAUAGAUUCUGUCGGAAAAGAAGUAUCAUGAACAAUCCCAAACGACACGUGUAUUCUGUGGCCAAGGGAAAUGUGGCCAUGAUGGCCAACGUGAACAGAUUGUCGCCCAAUUAUUUGAGAUCUGUAAACAGUACUGCACAUACGACCAUCUCUCAACCAUGUUCCAUCAAAUCAUACGAAGCCGAGGACACAACAACCAGGAUUGAUAAUGAAUAUAUUCGGACUGAGGAGGGGAUGACAAGGUCUCAGAUGGAUUCGGGGAUUGACCCAGACUCCCUGUCCAUUGUGAGUGGCGUCACUGAUUAUCUCAGUCAUGUGAUGACAAGGACUUCCUUCACUUUGAAUGCAUCAAAUGAUCCUACCGUCAAUCAGAUCCUAAACGCGACUCUCCAAGACACUUCUUUUGAAAAAGAACCUGUCCUGGGUACAGUCCGGCCUACCAUUAGUUUAGCCAGGCCUUCGUCAAUACGAAAACAAGUGAGUCAUACAAUUUACCAGGGGCGUAGCUGAGGAAUUGGUCUUGGGGGCCCUUUACCAUUUUUUCGCUGACUCCUGGCCCUAUCCCAGAUACGCCCCUGCAAUUUACAGGGUGGUUACAAAAAAUGGAAGGUCAUAUAUUGUCCAUUUAACAUCAAUAUCAGUAACAUAGAGCGUUAAUAGCAUGUUCAGCUAGCUACAGAGAGCCUUUGGCUCCGUUAUUGGCGAUUACUUGCCGAAUACAAAUCUUUGCGGCGUAUAUCACAGGUGCUGACCCCCAAUUGCAAUUGAUAAAUAUGUAUAGUCCAUCGGACUAAUAAAGCGAAUAGGCGGCCAUUCCGCAGACGGGAUGAAAUCGGGAAAAUUGGUCCUAUUUCUGGCUUGAAGCCUUCUUUGUGCUGUAGUCAGAACGGAAUCUUGUUGGAACGGUUAAUUUGCAUCGCCGAAGUGUUACUGAUAUGGACAUGGAAAAAUAACUAGUGCAGAAAAGCACGGUGAAAUUUAAUUGUACAAGAAUUAUUUGGCUGCACAUAAAAGCUUUCGUGUCACCCAUGAAAAAAGCUUCCAUUUUUUGUGACCACCCAGCAUAUUUAUUUUGGUUGUAUAUGAUAACAGUUAUUUUAGCUGAAUUUCAAUUUCCCGGACCUUCCCAACUUCAACGAAAUUCUUCGUGAGAAGGAAGAAGAGAAUAUAUUACUGUAAAUACUAUAUGCAUAUCAGAUGUUUAUGAACUAGUCAAAUUUCUAAGGGUCAACUAAAGGUGCUUUAUUUUGAUGAUAUAAAUAAAAAGAAUACACUAAUGUAAUACCUAUCUUGCAUAGAUUCAAAUAAUUAAUAUGUUAAAUGAUAAGUAAUGCAGUAAAUUUUAUAUUUUAUCCAAUUUCAUUUUUUAAAACAACUUUUUUUAGCAGUUUUAAAUUCCACACCCCCCUGUCCCUUGUGCCGCUUUCCCACGAGAAUUGUCUUUAAUUUUGGGGACGACUCUGUCCAAUAAAUAAAUAAUCCAUUAAUCACAGAAUUUGAGGAAUUACAUUGUUAUGAGUAGAUUUUAUAGAGGUCUGGAAUGAGGUUACAUUGCUCCGUACAUCGUUAUAAAAUUUGUGGUCGGUCUAGAGGAAGAUGGGGGACGAAGAUGGGCGAAGAAGAAGAAGACGGAGCUUCUUUCCGGGGAUGCGCAGUGUUUGGCCAGGAUGCCCAAGUAUGUAGCACAAGCUGCUUCUAUUGCUUUUUCCUCUUUUUUCUCCUUUUCUACUCUUUGGACCCCGAAAACGCGCCAAGACGACUUCCGCGGGCCGAAGCCCGGCCUAAAGAGGAAUCUGGAUAGACGCCCAACCUCUCUCCCAUUACCUCAGCCUGAGGCUAAACGAUUUGGACAAGACCGUCCCCCGGUUCUUUUCAAAACCCGGCCUUGUUCAUUUCUCCGCACGGUGGUGUGCCUGAUUUGA